AUGACAACACCUGUAAAAAAACGCCGCGUCUUCACCGAGCGCGAAGACGUACUACUACUGACCCAAGUCAGUGUCGAAAUGCUAUUCCUCGCCCGCCGCGGCAAGAUAAUGGAUGUAUGGGACUCUGUCGCACGCAACUUGGCCACCAUUGGCGAGUUUGACCGUCCCCAAUUCGAUGGAAAGAAGGCGCAAGCCCGAUUCAUUAUACUCUUGCGGGACCAUCGCGACAACAACAACGCAUCUCGACGUGCCUCGGGCGCGGCCGAGAAUGUCACCGAAAAGACAAUCCUGUUGGAUGAUCUUUGCAACCAAGCCGACGAAGCCAAACAAGAAGUGGGCCGCCGAAUGACCCAGGAAAUUGAAGAGGCCUCAAAUGUCGAGGAGAAUGGUGCAAUCGCCCGCGAAGAGGCCAUGAAAUCCCAAGGCAAGCGAAAAGCAAAGGACGAGGAUGACGAAUCGAGCGGCGGCGGCGGUGGCAAGAUGUUGAAGGUAUUGUCGUUGAUGAACGAAAGCAACAAGAGCGAAUUGGAGCUUCGCAGACUCAUGUUUGAGAAGGAGAUGGAGGAGCGUACCAAGGAUAGUGAGGCUCAGCUACAGCAUGUGCAAAUGCAGGCGCAACAAGUCCAAAUGUUGCAGUCGACAUUGACUACCCUUCUGACUGCCCUUGUUAACAAAUUGUAA
Messenger RNA from Aphanomyces invadans, 681 nucleotides. RefSeq lists its product as hypothetical. The transcript has a single exon. NCBI's taxonomy places the organism in Eukaryota, Oomycota, Saprolegniomycetes, Saprolegniales, Verrucalvaceae. The record is from RefSeq and is a predicted model, not a curated record. Bases 1 to 681 code for a protein of 226 amino acids.